Messenger RNA from Drosophila gunungcola (fruit fly), 925 nucleotides. RefSeq lists its product as uncharacterized. The coding region runs from base 83 to 859 and encodes 258 amino acids. The transcript has 6 exons. Lineage: Eukaryota; Metazoa; Arthropoda; Insecta; Diptera; Drosophilidae. The record is from RefSeq and is a predicted model, not a curated record.
GCAGCGCAUUCCACCCAGUCAACUCAUAGUUCCGUCGAUCGUCGGAAGCUCGAGACGUAAGUGGCUGUCGAGAUCUGUCGAGAUGUUGCCGCUCCAAUUCGUUCUAUUUGGCUGUCUAUUCAUCGCCCAGGGGCUUUGCCACACGCUGCCACAGCCCAAGGCGAGAACUGCACGCGAUACAUCUAAUAUACCUACGCAUCUGUUCAAGCCAGUAGGAGAAAAAUCAAACAACGAAAAGAUUUCCAAUAGAUCUUCCUUAAACGGAAAUGGCACAACAUUGGUAGAUCCAGAGGAUGAUGGAGUGGAGUUUUUAGAGAGAGGUAGCGGAGAAGUGGAAGAAGUAACCAGCUCUUAUGAAGACGAAGACAUCCGUUCCAACCGAUUUCGACCUCCACCUCGACCAUAUUUUCCUCAGAACUCACAAGGGAAUAUUGGCCCUAUUCGCAGACCGCCCCAAUACGGGAAUGGUUUCCUAACGGACUACAGUGAAGACCCCAGGGGACAAUUUCGUGGAGGCAGCAGCUUAAACAAUAGACCCUUCAUAAAUUCACCGAACUUCCCGAACCGCUUUGCUGAACCGCAAUACGGCAGCCAGGACACACCAUCGUGGGUAUCUAGAUCGAUCCCCAUACCAUUAGGUAACUCGAUGAUCCCUUUAUUUUCUGGAGGUCCUAGUUCUUCCAUGGGUCAGAGUGGCCCCAAUGGUCGCAAUGGUCCAAUCAGUUCUGGAAGCUCUUCGAACAACUUUUACCGCACGGAGUCCUACAGCUACAGCUCCGAUGGCAGAGGACCGCCACAGGUCGAGCGGAAUGUCUACGAUUCACGCGAUGGACUCGGAGCUUCUUUCCGUAACUUUUAGCUAAUCUCCAUUCGAAUAGCCUUUGGAAAUAAUCUAGAAAAUAAAAAACUAAGCUCGUAAUAGAAA